AUGAUAUUUCCAUUCUCCUUCCGCUUCGCUAUUCCGGGGCUCUUCAAUCCCUUUGCGGUGCCCCAGCAGCCUCCCCCGACGACCCAGCCAGCAACGGCGAACAGGGACAGCCUGCGUGCUGCUGCUCUUCGGAUCCAGCAAUCUCCGACGUCAAGGAUUAUAGCGGGUUCACAGGAGCCAUAUCAAUACCCCGCAGCGCCUGCUUAUCCAUCUUCAUCUUCAUCUUCCUCCUCCAUCCCGCUACCGACUAACAACAACAGGCGGAUAUCCCGCUCACAGCUGCCCAAGAUCCCACGGCGACACCACUCGCCGGACACCACUCCGACAACACUCCGCGCGCUGCCGCUGUCCCGCAAGCGCGGGUGGGAGCCGACAUUCGGUGCUGAGAGUCUUGCAUCGUCUACGGGGAGCCUGAAUAGCACAGGCAAGGCGAGCUCGACCACCUCGCUCAGUUUCACGUCGCCAGAGGGAUACCUUGAUACGCCCGCUCGGUACCGCGAGAUGAUGGAAGGGGAUAUGGAUAUGCGUAUGAGUGAUGAGAGGCGCUUUGCGCAGGGUGAGUUCUGUUUUGCUCUGUCUGGGUGCUUGGGUCGGGAUGCUGAGCUGCGCUCGCCUUCCCCCUUUUCCAUUACAUUUCAACAACCCAAUGCCGUACUUUGCGAGUCCAAAGACCAAGCGCAGGCAGCAGCUUGCGCUCUUACAGCUGCGCGCGCGGAUCGUCGCGUUUUUGCGCACGCACUUUCCUUUUUUGUUCUCUUCAUCUCCUUCGCGUUCAACGUUGACGCCGCUCUCGACUGA
This is a messenger RNA of Psilocybe cubensis, 798 nucleotides long. RefSeq lists its product as uncharacterized. NCBI's taxonomy places the organism in Eukaryota, Fungi, Basidiomycota, Agaricomycetes, Agaricales, Agrocybaceae. The transcript is spliced from 2 exons. The record is from RefSeq and is a predicted model, not a curated record. Bases 1 to 798 code for a protein of 265 amino acids.